AUGGAGCUGAGUUGGAUCAUCCUGGACUGCAUAUCUGGCUUUGAGAACCACAUCAAUUCUGCUGGCAUGGUCACUGUCAACACUUUCAAAAAAGCCUUCAAUCACUACCAGCAAGGGCUGAAGCCACUCUACAGCAAACAUCUUAUCCACCAGCUGAACCAGAUGAUGCCAGAGGGUCAGGAUUUUGUGUCCCUCAACAACCUCAAUUCUAAAGCCUUCCAGAGCAUGACACCAGACGACAUGAAGGCUGCCCUGCGCCACUACAAGCUCUUCUACAACAAGGCCCCAGCCAAAAGUAUGCCUUCAUUUCCCUUUGCUGCUUACUGA
Molecule: messenger RNA, 327 nt
Organism: Acanthamoeba castellanii str. Neff
Lineage: Eukaryota; Discosea; Longamoebia; Acanthamoebidae
Exons: 2
Coding region: 1-327 (108 amino acids)
Source: RefSeq, a predicted model, not a curated record